AUGGAACCACGCGAGAACGUCGACCCUGAUCAGAGCUGGCCUAGAGAUGUCAAGGCUCCUGACCGAUCCAACUUCCAUCAGGAUACAUACUCGCAGAGCCAAUUCGAUGUUAUCAAAGUACUUUCUUGCCUUGCACGGAGGCCGAACCCUCGAAUAGACCUAGGACCCAUUGACUGCAGUGCUGCCAUGAUAGUCUGCGACAUGUAUUUGGAAGACAACCCCAUCGUCUACUGCUCGGAGGCGUUUUGCGAUCUCACCGGCUACAACUACUCCGAUGUCCUGGGCCGAAAUUGUAGAUUCUUGCAGGUACCCGGCACUUCAGAUGAUACGACGUCCCGUGGAAGAACCCCGGGCUUGGACAAAAUCAGCAUGCCCGGAGCACCAUCACAAACCGUCGAUCUUCAGCAUGAGCUCCAUCGGUUAAAGCACUCCUUGUCGCAUAAGGAGGAGGUUCAAGCCAUGUUGCUCAACUACCACAAGUCCGGGAGGGCAUUCCUGAAUUUGGUCACCGUUGUACCUGUGGAAACACCUGGUGAUGAUCAUCAAUACCUCGUUGGCUUUCAAGCCGCUUCGAGGCAAGUUGAAUGA
This is a messenger RNA of Ramularia collo-cygni, 588 nucleotides long. RefSeq names its product related to vivid PAS protein VVD. Lineage: Eukaryota; Fungi; Ascomycota; Dothideomycetes; Mycosphaerellales; Mycosphaerellaceae. The transcript is spliced from 2 exons. Gene Ontology annotation, cellular component: nucleus. The record is from RefSeq and is a predicted model, not a curated record. The coding region runs from base 1 to 588 and encodes 195 amino acids.